This is a messenger RNA of Thyridium curvatum, 945 nucleotides long. RefSeq lists its product as uncharacterized. The record is from RefSeq and is a predicted model, not a curated record. Gene Ontology annotation, molecular function: dioxygenase activity. NCBI's taxonomy places the organism in Eukaryota, Fungi, Ascomycota, Sordariomycetes, Thyridiales, Thyridiaceae. Bases 1 to 945 code for a protein of 314 amino acids. The transcript is spliced from 7 exons.
AUGGGAAGGCAGCUUGUAAUUCCAGCAAUAUCGCUCAAAGCCUUUGAGGCCCGCAAAGAACAGAUCACCAAGGAGCUGGUCGAAGCUGCUGAGGGUGCUGGCUUCUUCACACUGGUGGACCAUGGCAUCAGUGUCGAUGAGAUCAACAGGCAAUUUGCCAUUUCCGAGGCCUUUUUCAAGCUACCACAAGAGGUGAAGGCCCAGAUCCCCCAUGAUCUUUACACAAACAAUGGAUGGGAGUACAAAUCGCAAAUCCGCCCAAGCACCGGCCAAGCCGAUCAAAAAGAGUCUUUUUGGCUACAGCGCAAUUCUCAGUGGCCCUCGGAUGAACUUGUGCCAGGAUUCCACGAUGCAACUAAGAGCUUCAUAUCCAAGUGCGAACAAAUCUCGAAGCAAGUCCUCGCAUGCCUCUCGCUAGCUCUCGGUUUCCCAGAGGAUCACCUAAACAACGCCAUGGAUGUUGAGGCGCCUGACAACCUCACCCAAAUGCGCAUGAUCCACUACAUGGCCUCCGAAAAUGCGGUGGGAACCUGGAGGGCCGGGAAUCAUACCGAUAUUGGAUGUCUCACCUUGUUGUUCCAGCGAGACGGUGAGGAUGGCUUAGAGGUCUGCCCCGGCCGGGAGAGCCAUAAUGACUUUGCUAUCGGUGAUGACUUCUCACCGUUGCCGGCGCACACAGGACCUAUCGUGGUUAAUAUCGGCGACAUGCUGAUGGCCUGGUCAGAUGACCGUCUCAAAGCCAACUUCCACCGCGUCCGUGCCAAAGAAGUGGGCAAAAGCCCCGAUCGCUAUUCUAUUGCCUAUUUCAAUACUGGCAGAAGGAAUGUCGUGAUGCAGGGUCCUCUAAAGAAAUACCCCGCCAUGACCUGCGGUGACUACUUUCUUCAGAAAACCAAGAUCCAAUUCGGCCAUAACUUCAAUAAACAAAGCACGGCCACAACUUAG